Molecule: messenger RNA, 309 nt
Organism: Staurois parvus
Lineage: Eukaryota; Metazoa; Chordata; Amphibia; Anura; Ranidae
Source: the annotation of a GenBank genome assembly
AUGUAUGUGAAAUGCUUUGAUACAGUAAUGUUUUACUAUGUGAUUUUAGUGAAUGUCACUUUUUGUCAUUUUCAAAUUUCCCGCCGCUCCGUCCCCCCAUAUGUCCCUACGCUCGCAGGGGACAAAACCCAGAUGACAGAUGCCGGCAUCCGCCGGAUUACAUUGCCGGGGACACUGCAGGAGGGACAUCGUGGGAGCGCAGGGCAAGGUAAGUGAUCGAGGGAUCCCAGAGCAGCGCUGCAUGGUAAGCUCGAGUGUAGCUCGGGGUUACCGCUUGUGCUACACUCGGGAAUACCACCAGGAAGGUUA